Mucor velutinosus is the source of this 852-nucleotide messenger RNA. Its product is annotated as mitochondrial import receptor subunit tom20. Gene Ontology annotation, molecular function: diphthine synthase activity. Gene Ontology annotation, biological process: protein histidyl modification to diphthamide. Bases 1 to 852 code for a protein of 283 amino acids. The record is from RefSeq and is a predicted model, not a curated record. The transcript has 3 exons. Lineage: Eukaryota; Fungi; Mucoromycota; Mucoromycetes; Mucorales; Mucoraceae.
AUGUUGUACGUUGUGGGUCUUGGUCUAGGUGACGAGAAGGACAUCACUGUCGCUGGAUUAGAGGCCGUCAAGGGUUCCGAGCGUAUUUAUCUCGAAGCUUAUACCUCCAUUUUGACUGUCGGUAAAGAGAAAUUGGAAGAGUACUAUGGCAAGGAUGUUGUUGUCGCCGAUCGUGAGAUGGUUGAAUCUGACAGCGAUACCAUUCUCGCCAAUGCUGACAAGGUAGAUGUCUCCUUCUUGGUCGUUGGUGAUCCUUAUGGUGCCACCACUCACACUGAUCUUGUUAUCCGUGCUCGCGAGAUGAACAUUCCCGUCAAGGUCAUUCACAAUGCUUCCAUCAUGAAUGCCAUUGGUGCUUGUGGUCUUCAAUUAUACAACUUUGGACAAACUAUCUCCAUUGUGUUCUUUACAGAGACAUGGCGUCCUGACAGUUUCUACGAUCGUGUCAAGGAGAAUCAUCAGUUCGGCCUUCACACGUUAUGUUUAUUGGACAUCAAGGUCAAGGAGCAAAGCAUCGAAAACAUGGCAAGAGGUCGUUUGAUCUACGAGCCUCCUCGCUACAUGACAGUCAAUCAAGCAGUCGAGCAGCUUUUGGAGAUUGAGGAGAAGCGUGAAGAGGGCAUUUGCAAACCUGAUUCACUAGCAAUUGGUUGUGCUCGUAUUGGCACAGAUACCCAAAAGAUUGUGGCUGGUACAUUGGAAGAGCUGGUUGAUGUCGAUUUCGGAGGCCCUCUUCAUUCACUUGUCUUGAUCGGCUCUCGUAUGCAUGAAAUGGAAGCUGAAUUUGUCAAGGAAUACGCCUUUAACGCAGAGACAUUCAAUGCUAUUGUCAAGAGAGACUACGUGCAUUAA